AUGCCAAUAAAAACUACUCCGCCAGAACAAGAUACUGGUAUUGCUGCUGAGGAAUUAAACGAUUUGAUCGGAGAAAACUUUUACUCUCAGAUGUUUUUAGGGUCGCUGAAUUCGAAUCCAGGCUCAUUUUUGCCCCAUCAGGUCGGAAUGAAGGUCAUUCCAAAAUCGAAAAUUGAUAUAACAAUGGAAUCGAACUUAUCGUGUCCAACUAACUUAGGAUUCGGAUUCAGCGGCCCCAAAAACGUCUACGAAACUACUACCCAUGUGCCAGGAAUUGGAGGCGGGGAUGGAGGGUUUUCCGGAACCUAUCUGGGAGGACUUUUUGGAAGCGGAACAUCAGGAAACGGAACAAUUUUAAUACCAGGGAUUUUCGGCGGAGUUGGUGGUCCCGUACAAGGAGGAGGGAUUGUCGGAGGCCUUCUUGGAGGUCUUCCCGGAGGUGGAGGAGCAGGAAACGGGACAGGUUUGAUACCAGGUGUAGUGGAUCAAGUUGGUAAUGUAGUACAAGGAGUUGGAGGGUCUACUGUAGGCCUCGUUGGAGGACUUCUCGGAGGCGGAGGAUCAGGAAACGGAACAGGUUUGAUACCAGGUGUAGUGGAUGCAGCUCGUGAUGUAGUGCAAGGAGUUGGAAGCGAAAUUGGUGGACUUCUCGGAGGCGGAAGAAUCGGUAAUCGAACAAGUUUAAUACCAGGGAUUGUCGGCGGAGUUGGUGGCCCAGUACCAGGAGGAGGGACUUUCGGAGUCCUGCUUGGUGGUCUUCUUGGAGGUGGAGGAUCAGGAAACGGAACGGGUUUGAUACCAGGUCUGGUUGAUGCAGUUGGUAAUGUAGUACAAGAAGCUGGAAGCGGAAUUGGUGGACUUCUCGGAGGCGAAAGAACCGGAAAUGAAACAAGUAUGAUACCAGGUGUAGUAGAUCAAGUUGGUGGUGUAGCACAAGAAGUUGGAGGAUCUAUUGGAAGCCUUGCUGGAGGAUUUCUCGGAGGAGGAGGAUCAGGAAACGGAACAGGAUUAAUACCAGAAGUUGUUGACACAGUUGGUGACGUAGUGCAAGAAGUUAGAGGAACUGUCGGGAGCCUUCUUGGAGGUAUUUUUGGAGGUGGGGGUUCAGAAAACGAACAGGUUUAA
Molecule: messenger RNA, 1125 nt
Organism: Belonocnema kinseyi
Lineage: Eukaryota; Metazoa; Arthropoda; Insecta; Hymenoptera; Cynipidae
Product: glycine-rich cell wall structural protein-like
Exons: 3
Coding region: 1-1125 (374 amino acids)
Source: RefSeq, a predicted model, not a curated record